This is a messenger RNA of Callorhinchus milii (elephant shark), 3172 nucleotides long. It is a transcript of the gene fam78ab, whose product is annotated as family with sequence similarity 78 member Ab. Bases 100 to 984 code for a protein of 294 amino acids. Lineage: Eukaryota; Metazoa; Chordata; Chondrichthyes; Chimaeriformes; Callorhinchidae. The transcript is spliced from 2 exons. The record is from RefSeq and is a predicted model, not a curated record.
GGAGAAGGGGGGUGGGGGGUAGUCAACCCUUCUUUGGAGGCUAUUCUAGCCUCCCUCUCAUCCCCUCAUCCCCCCCCACCCAAACACACACACACUUCAAUGCUUCCUCUGCUGAGCUGCUGUGUGCUGCUGUGUCUCUGGCCCCUCUCUGCCUCCCUCCAGCAUCAGCACCAGCACCAGUCGGGUUGCGGAGAGAUGGGUUGCAUCAACAGCAUCACCUGCAAGCCGCAGAUCUGCCGAGAGACCAUCUCGGUGUACGAAGUGUCCGCCAGCAUCGACGCUCACCCCACGUCCAUCGACGAGUCCUCCGAGAUCGUGCUGCGCUACAGGACGCCUUAUUUCCGAGCCUCAGCCCGGGUCUGCAUGCCCCCUGUGCCCAGGCACCACACCUGGGUGGUGGGUUGGAUCCAGGCUUGCCAGCACAUGGAGUUUUACAAUCAAUACGGAGACGCAGGCAUGUCCAGCUGGGAGCUGCCAGAUCUCAGAGAUGAAAAGAUUCAGGCAAUAAGCGACUCGGAUGGAGUGAACUAUCCCUGGUACGGCAAUACCACAGAAACGCACACCAUUGUGGGUCCCACCAAAAGGGAAGUCCGAUUCAUCGUCAGCAUGAACGAUAACUUCUACCCGAGCGUUACCUGGGCCAUCCCCGUCAGCAAGUCCAACGUAGCCCAGCUGAGCAGUAUUAGGAGAGACCAAAGCUUCACCACCUGGCUGGUGGCGUCCAACGAAGUCACCAGCGAGGUCAUCGUCUUGCAAACGGUCAAGUGGAGGAUGAAGCUUCACAUCGCGGUCGAUCCUAAGAAGCCUCUGGGACAGCGUGCCAAGCUGAUGGAGCCGCUCGAACAAGAGCGGCCUCAGAUCCUGAACAAGAACGAACUCAUCCCAUCUAAUGCCCUGAUGAAACCCAACGCAAACGAUGCUCAGGUAUUGAUGUGGCGGCCAAAGAAUGGGGACCCUGUCGUGGUCAUACCAUCAAAACAUUGAUGACUGUGGAUCACUUGCAAUUUGCUGGAUUCUGGCAAGACUUAAAUGCAGACAAGGUGCCCAAAUAAAUAUGAAUGCACUAAAUCAUGCAAGAAAUACAACCGCUCUACCUUAGAAAGGAAUGGGAGAAUCACUGUGCUCGAACCCGAUUGUUUGCCGAGCAAAGGCCGUUGCACUGUGUGUUCAUGGGAUCAUUUCAUGACCUAGGCAUUUGGGUUGACUUCCAGUCAUCUUUCGAAGCAUUGCACAACCCUGAAGAAACAUUAUUAAAUGUUGGUUAAAACUGGAAUGCACUUGCACAAGAACAAUUUGCAGUUUUGUUUUUGUAAAGGAAUCUCCGAGCCAUGCUGCCUUAAGUUAGUUGAAAGCAUCUCAUUGCCUUAUGAGGUUCAAAUGUACUUCACAAUGAAUACAAAACUGAAUGCCGUCUCAUUACAAACUGCAAUAGUAAAGUAGCCCCACUGAUUUCUGUGGAAGCCAUUGAAUUCACACCCAAAUCUGCCGAACAGCUAUGGUAUAAGGAUCGCAGGCUCAGUACUCAGAAGCAGGGGUUCCUUACGUUAUGUUUUAAUGUAGGGGUUCCUAAACCAUUUAAAUGUAAAUGGGAAUACAACUUGCAACUGUGACUCAUCGCAAGUACGAUUUGCAAAGAUAAAAAAAUAUAAAGUCCGUCGUAAAUAGAGGUUCAAAUAAUUGAGUCGAGUCUCUCCUCUGAUGAAGAUCCCAGGUUCGGAUUUCAUGAGGAUCACUUAAUUGUUUGAAGCCCAAAUAUAAGCCGUUAUGGAUGUUUACCCCUACUUUCUUAGUCAUUAAUAGCUGUGUAACUUUAAUGUCCAUGAUGUCCACUGAGUUCCUCACUGGUAAGUAACAUGGAUCAGCGAGGUUUAAAGCUCUUCAAGGUCUAUUGAGAUUCUUUUAGAAGCUUAAAUUCUCCGCGAUGGAGGCUGGAAAGCUAAAGAAAUAAUCAAGGGUUGCUACCAGGGGUUCCAGAGGAAUGCACAUUUUCUCUCUCUUGCCCCUUCCAGGCCAAGAAAGAAACCUACUGUUCAGGUUUUUUUUCAGCAUUUAACUCCCCCACCCAGCCCCCUGCUCAGGCAAAUGAUGCAAAAAUAUCUCCAGUAACAAAUGAUGUGCCAGGAAAGAUGCAGGGCAGGAGCCAUUGAAUUUUCCAGUCAAUCUACCACAUCGCUCAUUUUCUCAUUGCAUCUUCCUGGCUACUCUUCUACGUUUUAUGCAUUGCCUAAGUUCCUUUGCUUCAGAUGGAGGUUAAGUGAAAUUGAACGAUGAAUGCAAGACUCCAUGUUACCCACCUUCUAAGCAGCAUCUUUUCAGAGCAGUGUUAGGGGUACUCAAGCCUCAAAACACCGUUAUUUAUUUAAUUUACGUGGCUAUGAAGUUUUUUAUUUAAAUGAUUUCAAGCUUGAAGAGUAUUUAUAUGGUUUUAAGUGCAAAAGUAUUUUUUUGUUAUACUGUAAAUAAAAUGCAGCAUUAGAAACCAUCGACGAUACUUGAAAUUGGAACAGAUUUUGUUUGAAUCUGAAACUGUGAAAGCUGCAAAAUAAAUGUAAAAAAAAAAUUCUAUGAAAAGGGCAAAAGCAAAAGUCUUGCAGCAAUCUUGUUAUUUAUUGUUCAUUGCAUCCUACUGCUCAAACAAUAAAUAGGUAAGUAAGAGAUCACCUUGCACUACCUCUCCCUUUUAGAAGAUUUCAGCUAAACCAGAAUUACAUUUUUAAAUUCUCCUUUUCAAUAAAAAAAAGCUGUUCUCAAUUUACAAACCCUCCAAAUAAUCUUGCCAACAAAUCCCCUCUUUUCUUACUUCCAAGACAAAGUGGAUCAAAGUUAGAUUUCUGAUCUCUCUCUUCCCCCUCCGCCUGCUGGAUGGGUGCCAGUUGGGAGGACUCUUGCCUCUGAGUCAGAAGGUCUUAGGUUCAAGUCCCACGUGGAGACUUUGAACUCCCAGUCUAGACUGAAACUGAGGUCCCUUUUACCUGGUCUAUUGGCUUUUAAAGACCCCAUGACACUAUUUGAAAAGAAAAGGGAAUUUCUCCCGGGGUCCAACCCAACAAUCCCACCGAUAAAACUGCUCCUUUAUUUCAUGGCUGUUUGUGGAACUUUUCUGGAUGCAAAUCGUCUGUCGCAUUCACCAACAAAAUACGAUGUCACUUGACAGAAACUUUGUGAAAUGCUU